Molecule: messenger RNA, 2064 nt
Organism: Colletotrichum chrysophilum
Lineage: Eukaryota; Fungi; Ascomycota; Sordariomycetes; Glomerellales; Glomerellaceae
Exons: 3
Coding region: 1-2064 (687 amino acids)
Biological process (GO): regulation of DNA-templated transcription
Cellular component (GO): nucleus
Molecular function (GO): DNA-binding transcription factor activity, RNA polymerase II-specific; transcription cis-regulatory region binding; zinc ion binding
Source: RefSeq, a predicted model, not a curated record
AUGGCCCUCGAUAGUAGUCCCGGUAGCAAUGCUGGGAACGACGACCACGACGGCGAGCCUGACUCAAAGAAGCGCCAGCCAGGUGUUAAGCGCGCCUGCAACGAGUGCCGCCAGCAGAAGUUACGAUGCGACGUCGUACAAGAUCCCUUCCAAAGUUGCUCAAGGUGUAAUCGUCUCAAGCUCGAGUGCAAGAUCGAGUCAAACUUCAAGCGCAUUGGAAAGCGUAGUAAACAUGCCGAGAUGGAGAAGGAGAUCGAGAGGUUGCGCCGCAACAUCGCACGCGCCCAAAACCAGGGCUACACCGUUGAGGACGACCAGGAGGACCUCCAGUCCCCCAUUGCGCAGAGCGUCUACACACACACCCGGAACCCGUCCCUCAUGGGUUCCGACGAAGCUGUCUCCUCACUGUUACAUCUGAAAAGAGGAGGAUCGUACAGCUUACCACGAUACACUCACGAGCUGGAAAACGUGCGUUUGACCGAAGACUCGGUCAACCAGCUCUUCCACGAGUUCUUCGCAUAUUAUCAUCCGUUUCUACCAUUUCUCAGCCCGACGCAGUCGCCCGAUCAAUACUUUCAGCAGCACUCCCUGCUCUUCUGGUCUAUCAUCUCGGUCGCAGCCCGCAGAUACAGCGCAGAUACACACCUAUUAACGUCAAUAUCUGGCCCUCUGACGCGGCUGUUGUGGUCCACUAUUGGCGACGUGCCCAGCAGCUAUUUCGUCGUCAAGGCUCUCUGCCUGCUGUGCACGUGGCCCCUUCCCACGAGUACAACCAGCGCUGACCCUACGCAUAUCCUGUGUGGUGUCAUGAUGAAGGUCGCGACGGGCAUUGGUCUUCACAGGCCAAACCACAGCCAAGACUUCUCUCGCGUGUCUGUGGAUCUCAACAAGGAGCAGCUUCAUGACCGCGUCCAGACCUGGGCCGUCUGCAACAUUGUCGCUCAAAGCAUAGGUACUGGCUACGGCCAGCCUGCUUCGACCCUCUACGAUUGGACCUUGGCCGUUCGACGGGGUGAGGACGGGCCAUUCCGACUGACCCCUGAACUCGAGGCCAGGCUUCAAGUCGAGAGAUUUUGUGACAAGGUCUCAAAAGAGAUGUACAGCAAUGCCAGUGAUCCGAGAGGAGUUGCCGGGGACGAGCAUCGAGCCAUGUUGAUGAGAGUUUACCGUAAGGACUUUAACGAACUGCAAGCUUCGAUCCUCUCCCAGCAUCUGGGUCCUAUCGUCAACUUGCACAUGAGAGCUGCUGCUCUUCACUUGCGGUUGGCUGGCUUUUUCGACUCUAGCACAACUCCUGGAUACAUCGAUGACUUGAUGGGUCUCUGGAGAGCAACGACAAGUUUUCUCGACAAUAUCCUAGAGGUUGACAAGGUCACAUCGCCUGGGCAAAACUCACCUGGGCAGAUUCUGCUCUAUGCAACAAACUACAUCCAGCAGAUGCUGAUUGCGGCCGGCUUCGCUCUCCUGAAGCUCAUGCGGUCCUUCUUUUCGAAGACGAUCGACUUUGACCGGGGGCGCAACCUGUUCCACCAGACCAUCAACGCCAUUCGCGCGACAAGCGUCGUGAACAAUGAUCUUCAGUGGCGCCUCGCCGAGCUGAUGGUGCAAAUGUGGAAUGGAGCCCGACUCGACAACAACCAAUCCUUCGACAAUGAUGAUUCUCCGCUUCUCAUUGACGAUACACUGCAGCUCAAGGUGCGAUGUCGCCAUAGCAUGAGUCUCGUUUUUGACUCCGUCUGGAGAUGGAGAGAAGAGUAUCAGGCCCAAGCCCUGAAGCAGCCUACUAAUCCAGACUCAGCGAACGAGUCCUCGGCGUCAUCGACCCAUUUGGACAGCACUCUUAUGCCGGCAACCCAAGGACUGCAAGCGAACAGCAUGCUCGCUUCCAAUGGAGCCCUCACCCCAGGAGCCUCUGGUGGACUCGGAAACCAGUCAACGAACAACAUGCUGGGCGGCAUGAGCUACGGCGAGUCGAAUUACGACUUCUUCGAUCCGCAACACUGGAUGCUGGACGGCCUCCUGGACUUCAGCUAUAACUUUGUGCAGCCUGUCGAGGGCGCCUAG